Molecule: messenger RNA, 1755 nt
Organism: Lachancea fermentati
Lineage: Eukaryota; Fungi; Ascomycota; Saccharomycetes; Saccharomycetales; Saccharomycetaceae
Source: the annotation of a GenBank genome assembly
AUGGCGUUGAUCGAAAAGCUCCAAAGGAGAAUAAUCGAUUUGGGAUUACUGCCACGGCUGAUUGCUUCUUUGCCUCGGCUCUCUUUGGUAUGCGCCAUGGUUGGAAUUUGUUGGUUGACGGUGUUCAUUCCCAUGGAAGGUCAGUAUAGACGUACUUACAUCUCGGAGAAUGCGUUGAUGCCUUCGCAGGCGUACAGUUACUUUCGAGAAACUGAAUGGAACAUUCUCAGAGGAUAUAGAACUCAGGUACAGCUUCUACAAAGUGUUGGACCUCAUCAGAGGAACGAAGAAAUAUCUGCGUGGCUACAAGAAUUCGGAGUGAAGACAGCUACCUUCGUGAAUGAAGAAGGCAAAGAAACUUUGUAUGGUAUUCUGAAUGCACCCAGAGGUGAUGGUACAGAGGCAAUGGUGUUAGCAGCCCCUUGGUUCAAUGGUGAUGAUGAAGCCAAUAUCGGUGGCACUGCACUUACUAUAUCAUUGGCACGGUUUUUUAAUCGGUGGCCAGUUUGGUCGAAAAAUAUUAUAUUAGUCUUUAGUGAAGAUGCGAAUGCCACUUUAAGAAGUUGGGUUGAGGCUUACCAUACUUCCUUGGAUCUGACUGGUGGCUCUAUCGAGUCUGCGGUUGUGUUGGAUUACCCAGGAGCUAACGACUUUUUCAAAUAUGUGGAGAUUUAUUACGCUGGAUUAAACGGCGAGUUACCAAACCUUGAUAUGGUCAAUAUUGCGGUACACAUCACCGAGCAUGAGGGUAUGAAGGUUUCUUUAAAUGGAAUUCCAGAGGAGCAGCUCGAUCAGGAUGAUUUCUAUUCGAAGCUUAAGACACUAAUGCGAGGUGUUAAGUUCAUGGCCUUAGCAGGAGCACGUAAGGUUUAUGGUAAUGAGGCUUUCAGUGGGUGGAGAAUCCAGUCAAUCACAUUGAGAGCCCGUGGUGAAGAGGGCCCGUUUGAUAUAACUACCUUUGGCAGAAUUCCAGAAGCAAUCUUCAGAUCCGUCAACAACCUUCUCGAGAAAUUUCACCAAUCGUUCUUUUUCUACCUAUUACUAGCACCAAGAUAUUUUGUAUCCAUCGCAACUUACCUUCCAGCUGCAAUUGCUUUAUCUGUAUCUUUUACUCUGGCAUCCUUGAACAAUCUUCUCAAUAACUCAUACUCAUCAGCAUCUCUUUUAUCACUUUACAACAUAUGGGGUCUUUUAGCGUUAUCAGUUGCGCUAGCAAUUUCCUACAUUAUUGCACAAUUACUUGCAUACGCUCAGCAUCCGCAACUAUUAGUGCUGUCAAGCUUCGUGGUGUCAUUUAUUCCAAUUUUACUAAAGAAUGUCAAAAUAAUGGCUCCUUUCGCCUAUCGGUGUAGAGCCUUUGCAUAUCUUUAUCUAAGCAUUAUUUUAACAUCAUUGCUUGUUGUUAACUUUGCCUUGGCUUUCAGCAUCGGAACUUUAGCAUUUCCCAUGACGCUUGUCAAGAAUUCAGUUACUAGCAAACUUCGGUUGAAGAACUGCUUGCUACUUUUGCUAUCUAAUCCAUUUAUUUCAAUCUGGAUUUUCGGAAACCUGGUCGAUGACCAACUCGGUGGAAUCCAAAUGUUUUACGGAUUCAUCUCGGCAUGGAAGAAUCUAGGGUGCUGGACAUGGUUCAUCAUCUGCAUUGGAUGGUUGCCUGCUUGGCUUCUAGUAGCAUACUCAAGCAUCGCUACUUCAUCUAUCUCCAUUGUCGAUGAAAGCCAAAUUGAGGCCGUCAAACAUAAGAAGACCCUAUGA